Molecule: messenger RNA, 2440 nt
Organism: Selaginella moellendorffii
Lineage: Eukaryota; Viridiplantae; Streptophyta; Lycopodiopsida; Selaginellales; Selaginellaceae
Product: LRR receptor kinase BAK1
Exons: 13
Coding region: 140-2029 (629 amino acids)
Biological process (GO): protein phosphorylation
Molecular function (GO): protein binding; protein kinase activity; ATP binding
Source: RefSeq, a predicted model, not a curated record
CUUUGGUCUACCUAGGCCUAGGCGGCCCAGAGAAGCUCUCUGCUCCUUCUUUUUCCAUAACGUCGCUCUAGGUUUAGGUGCCGGCAUUGCGAGGAGGCGAUGGUAGGAGCAAGAUCCUUGUAGCGUCCCAGCAUUGACGAUGGAGCAAGCGAUGCGGCCGUGGCUCUUGUUGUUCGUCGCCGCUGGGAUCUUCGUCUCGUCAGCCACGGGCAACUCGGAGGGCGAUGCCCUUCAUGUAUUUCGGCAGGCGCUGGAUGAUCCUAGCAACGUCUUGCAAAGCUGGGAUCCCACACUGGUCAAUCCUUGUACCUGGUUUCACGUAACUUGCAACACCCAAGACAACGUUAUAAGAGUGGACUUGGGAAAUGCAUUUCUCUCAGGGCGUUUGGUAGCAGCUCUUGGCAAUCUCGAAAAUUUACAGUACUUGGAGUUGUACAGCAACAACAUCACUGGGCCAAUCCCAAAGGAGCUGGGCAACUUGACUGAGCUCGUCAGCCUUGAUUUGUACCAAAACAGCUUCACUGGCGAUAUACCUGACUCACUCGGUAAACUUCAUAAUCUGAGGUUCCUCCGACUAAAUAAUAAUACACUCGACGGCAAGAUCCCCAACUCACUCACCACAAUCCCGGGGCUUCAAGUGCUGGAUCUCUCGAAUAACAAUUUGUCAGGUCCAGUUCCAACUAAUGGCUCCUUUUCGCUGUUCACGCCGAUAAGUUUUGGAGGUAAUCCGGCAUUGUGUGGUGCUGUUGUCAGCCGUCAAUGUCCAGGAGGGCCCCCAUUGCCACCUCCGACUCCCUACCAGCCACCCUCACCUUUUGUUGGCAAUCAAAAUGGAAAUAAUGGGGGAUCCUCGAGCACCGGUGCCAUUGCUGGAGGUGUGGCUGCCAGCGCUGCCUUGCUUUUUGCAACUCCAGCUAUCGCUUUUGCGUGGUGGAAACGUCGCAGACCGCACGAGGCCUACUUCGAUGUCCCAGCUGAAGAGGAUCCCGAAGUUCACCUUGGUCAGUUGAAGAGAUUCUCACUCCGAGAACUUCAGGUCGCAACAGAUAACUUCAACAACCGGAACAUCCUUGGUCGGGGUGGGUUUGGAAAAGUGUACAAAGGCAGGCUGGCAGAUGGAUCUCUGGUAGCUGUUAAAAGAUUGAAGGAAGAACGAAGUCCAGGUGGUGAGUUGCAGUUCCAGACUGAAGUCGAGAUGAUAAGUAUGGCUGUACACAGAAAUCUUCUCCGUUUGCGUGGUUUUUGCAUGACACCAACGGAAAGACUUCUUGUUUAUCCAUACAUGCCCAACGGAAGCGUUGCUUCCCGGUUACGAGAGAGACUUCCGGGAGAUACACCACUGGACUGGCCAACGAGAAAAUGCAUAGCUCUAGGUGCGGCGCGUGGUUUGUCAUAUCUUCACGACCACUGUGAUCCCAAAAUUAUCCAUCGCGACGUCAAAGCAGCAAACAUCUUGCUGGAUGAGGAAUACGAAGCUGUGGUGGGGGACUUUGGCCUGGCCAAGCUCAUGGACUACAAAGACACGCACGUCACAACAGCAGUCCGAGGCACGAUCGGCCAUAUCGCUCCCGAGUACUUAUCCACGGGGAAGUCGUCAGAGAAAACGGACGUGUUUGGUUUCGGGAUCAUGUUACUGGAACUCAUCACUGGACAACGAGCGUUUGAUCUCGCUCGCCUCGCCAACGAUGACGACGUCAUGCUUCUCGACUGGGUGAAAGGACUGCUAAGAGAGCGAAAGGUGGACCUUUUAGUGGAUCCCGACUUGAAAAACGAGUACGAUCCCAUGGAAGUCGAGCAGCUCAUUCAGGUGGCACUUCUAUGCACACAAGGCUCUCCAAUGGACAGGCCCAAGAUGGCCGAGGUCGUAAGAAUGCUCGAAGGCGACGGCCUGGCGGAGAGAUGGGAAGAAUGGCAAAAGGUGGAAGUUGUCCGAAGCCAGGAAGUCGAGCUCGUGUCGCAUGGAAACUCCGAGUGGAUUGUCGACUCCACGGAUAAUCUACACGCGGUGGAACUCUCGGGUCCAAGAUAGUAGAGUAGCUAAGGCUAUUAAUUAGUUGUAAUUGUGGCUUUAAUCUCCCGCCCCCCGCAACAACUGUUUUUAUUUUGCAAAACUGGGGGCGUGUGCGAAAGCCGUCUCGUUUGCUAGCUUUCAGACGAAAGCAAGGAAACGCUUAACGGAGAAGAGCACAAACAGGGUUACCAUGUAACAAAGCGCCAUCGCGCACUCUCGCGGCGAUGUCACCAGGCACUGGCGGAUCUGCAAAAGCGAAGAACAUCGAGGUUUUUGUCCGGGUCCGGCCGCCGUCCAAAGCUGAGGAUGGGAGGAGGGAUAAGAUUGUCGCUGAGGUCGUGGAGGAUAGACAGAUCAGAGUUGUGGAUCAAGGCUAUGGCAACACGACGACAAUAAGAACCUUCCAGGCAAGAACUAUUCUCGUUGUUU